AUGGAUACCACCUCAAAAGACAAGGCGCCCCCUGAAACCACGGUUAUCAGUAAUGCCGAAAAUGCCUCCUUCAUUUUGGGAACUGGAAAUCUUGUGACUCCACAGAAGCACGCAGCAGAAACGACUUCUAAUCUUUGCAUACCAGGUGCUUUUAAAUCACCUUUGAACUUUUCCACAGUAACCGUAGAGCAAUUGGGAAUUACACCUGAAAGCUUUGUUACGAUCUCUUCAGGAAAGUCAGCAUCCUACCUUAAAAAAUCCAGACGGCGUUCUACAGUUGGUGUUCGGGGCUCUCCUGAAACGAACCAUCUGAUUCGUUUCAUUGCCAAGCAGCGGAAUUUAAAGAAUGCUGCAAGAUCUCCUUUGGCACACGGUUCUCCUUUUCAGGGCAGUCCUGUACUGUAUCACAAUGUUAAUUCAUUAAAAGAGCGAAUAUCUGCCUUCCAGUCGGCUUUUUGCUCUAUAAAGGAAAACAGGAAAAUGGCUGACUGUCCGGAAUUUCCAGAGGCAGAAACAGAGUUCACGACAACAGGCUUGACUAAAAAGGAAGGUCAUGGUGAAUGUCAGCAGUCCAGAUUCCCCACAAACUUAUCAUCCAAACGUAGGAAAAUAUCCUCUCAGAGCAACUCUGAUGAAAAUCUAAUUGAUGCCAAAGGAAAAGUAAUUGAUCUCCAGCUAUUCAGUAUUGAUACCGACAGAACACAUGCUGUUGAAACUUGUGCAGAUCUUUCUGAGAAAUCAUCUCAGCUUGGCUUAACACAGUAUGGAUGUUCAGUUGAAGAGUCUAUUCCCAUUUCAGAGCUCACAGAGGCUUCAAAUGGACUCAGGGUUGCUGACUGUGUAGAGGACAAAGGGUCAAGUGCUCCUGUUCCACCUGACAAGUUUACAGCAGGAGUGAGCUCCGACAUGGUCCCUGACCUCAAGUCACCAGCUCCUCCAGCGUGCAGGAGGGACAGUCCAUCCACUGAGACCUUUGUACUUCGCUCUGUACUGAAGAAACACUCUGCUAAGCUGUUUUCAGAGCACUUACAGGAACACUGUGACAACCUCUGCGAUGAUGGGACUCAACCAAGCUCAAUUUCAAAUCUUGCAAACUGUUGCAGAGAACGAAAAGUGGAAGAUCAAGAAAAUUGUAAAGUACCGACCUUUCUAAAUAUGAGGAAGAGAAAGAGAGUUACUUUUGGAGAGGACCUAAGCCCUGAAGUGUUUGAUGAAUCUUUGCCAGCAAAUACUCCACUGCGUAAAGGAGGAACACCUGUUUGUAAAAAGGAUUUAAGUAGUAUCAGUCCUCUGCUACUUGAGCAGUCACCAGUUCCUGAGCAAUUACCUCAACCAAAUUUUGAUGACAAGGGGGAGAAUCUUGAAAACAUAGAACCACUUCAGGUAUCAUUUGCCGUUCUGAGUUCUCCAAAUAAGUCUCCAAUCUCUGAGACUCUUUCAGGCACGGAUACCUUUAGUUCUUCAAAUAACCACGAGAAAAUAUCCUCCUGUAAAGUUGGUCGAAUAACACGGACUUCUAAUAGAAGAAAGCAGUUGAUCAGUUUUGCAGAAGAGAGUGUUUGCAACUUACUUAAUACAGAAGCUCAGCCUUGUAAAGAAAAGAAAAUUAACAGAAGGAAGUCUCGAGAAACCAAAUGUACAAACAGAGCACUUCCUAAAAAGAACCAGGUUUUAAAAAGGUGCAGAAAGAAGAAAGGAAAGGGAAAGAAAAGUGUCCAGAAAUCUUUAUAUGGAGAAAGAGACAUUGCUUCUAAGAAGCCCCUCCUUAGUCCUAUUCCUGAGCUACCUGAGGUCUCUGAGAUGACCCCUUCCGUUCCGAGCGUCCGAAAGCUGUGUUCAGAUGAUUUCAAUUCAAAUGGUAAAAAUGAAGAAGUGAAGCCUCCUAAAAAUCCAGUUAAAAGAAAGAAUCUCUUGCCCAAGAACCCAGAAGAUUUGCAUACGAAUCAAGGCUUUGAUACUAAAUAUGAUGUGCCUGAAUUCUGCUGCUCUUACAUCAAAAGCUCCUCAUCUCUUGGUAAUGUUACUUUUGACGGAGAUCCAAAUACAAGUACUGUGGAUGUUGAUGAGAAUAAAAAUAUUUCAAAAGCAGAAAAUAAGUUGGAAAGUGAAAAUAAACCAAAAAGUGGGACUGAGGCUGAAAAUAGUCCUAUCUCUUGUGCUUCUGGGACAGAAGGACAUAUUGUAUCCGAUACCCCAAAACCUAACUUUAUGCUGCAGUGGCAAGAAUUUUCUGCUGCUAGUCAAAAUUCGGAAAACCUUUGUCAAAUCUUUAAAAUUUCAGAAGAUAUAAAGUGUGAAAAACAGGAUUUCUUAGUAGCUCCAGAGGGGAAACUGCAGUGCAAUUUAAUGCCUGACUCACAAAGAGAAUUUAAUUGUUUAGAAGAUGUCUUACUUGAAAAUAUAAAGGAAUCUAAAAGUCAAAGUGAAGAUUUGGGAAGAAAAUCCUCUGAAAGUAGCAGCUUUAUGAAUCGUAGAGAAAGGAAACAUAGAAGACGCUCUAUGUGCUGUUCUGAUGCUCAGAGUUUAUCUUUGGAAGAAAACAGAAAUCACGAGCCUUCCCACAGUGUGGGCAGCUCUGUAGAAACCAGAGAAACCAGUUUAGAAAAUCCCGAACUGUACAAAGAUUUAUCUGACGCCAUAGAGCAAACCUUUCAGAGAGCAAACAGUGAAACCAGAGUGCGACGUAGCACUAGGCUCCGAAAAGAUUCGGAAAACGAAGGGCUUGUGUGGAUUUCGCUUCCAUUUUCUCCCACUUCCCAAAAAACCAAAAGGAGGACAAUAUGUGCAUUUGACAGCAGAGAGUUUGGAAGUGUGCCUCCCAGGAAAGAAAGAGCGUCCUCUGGGCAACAUCAGUGUACGGUGCUGUCCGUCCCAGGUACAGAGAGCAGCGAGGGCUCUGCCGUUCGUUCUUCUGAUCCACCUGGGGAGAGGAGGGAGAGCUGCUCCGCGUGGACACUUGCAAAUGCUGGCACGACUGCUCAGUCCAGACGCUGCAGAAGAACCACCCUUCUCUUCCAGAAGGGAGGACGCUCUCUAACUGACUUGGAAAGCAUUGAACCCAGCGGAGAACUAAAUCAGUAACUACAUUUCCUGCAGAGCAUUUUGGCAAGAGAAGGUAACCAUCCACACCAGAAAGAUUCAUUCCUACUA
This is a messenger RNA of Cynocephalus volans (Philippine flying lemur), 3150 nucleotides long. It is a transcript of the gene CDCA2, whose product is annotated as cell division cycle associated 2. Gene Ontology annotation, biological process: regulation of chromosome segregation; regulation of mitotic nuclear division. Lineage: Eukaryota; Metazoa; Chordata; Mammalia; Dermoptera; Cynocephalidae. The record is from RefSeq and is a predicted model, not a curated record. Gene Ontology annotation, cellular component: chromosome; nucleus. The coding region runs from base 1 to 3081 and encodes 1026 amino acids. The transcript has 14 exons.